AUGGCAGAGGUUGCUAAAGGAUUAGAGAAACUCAUAAGCAAUGGUGUCAACUCCAAAUAUUUGACAGAAAAGUAUAUCCUUCCUCUUGAAGAACGACCCAUGUUCUCUUCCUAUGAAUCCCUUUCUGAAUCCAUUCCUGUAAUCGAUCUCAGUCGUGUUUCUGAUGGUUUAGGUCGACAAAAUAUUAUCUGGCAGAUCACUAAAGCCUCUGAAGACUAUGGAUUUUUUCAGAUCAUGAAUCAUGGGGUUCCAGAAGAUGUUAUUCAAGACAUGCUGGGUGUUGCCACAGAGUUUUUUGAGAUGCCCAUUGAAGAGAGAGCAAAGCUUUACUCUGAGGACCCCAAAACACAAGUUAGAGUUUGCACAAGUUUUAACUUUAAAAGCAAGGUUCAAUUAUGGAGAGAUUUUUUGAGGCAUCCAUGCCAUCCAUUAGAGGAUUACAUCGACUCAUGGCCCCAAAUGCCAGAAAAUUACAGGGAGGUAGCUAGCAAGUAUGUUCUUGAGAUCAGGGCAUUGAUACUAAAGCUCUUGGCUCUAUUAUCUGAAGGACUUGGGCUUGAUUCUGGUUAUUUGAAUGAGAAAUUUGGCAAGCAUAAUCAAAUACAGUUGAUAAAUUACUAUCCUCCAUGUCCAGAUCCCAACCUAACACUUGGGCUGCCAGGGCAUUCCGAUCCGAAUGGCAUUACAGUUCUUUUGCAAGAUGAAGUAGGAGGAUUGCAAGUGCUCAAAGAUGGAAAAUGGAUCAUCGUGAAACCGGAGAAAAAUGCUUUUGUGGUUAAUAUAGCCGAUCAAUUGCAGGUUAUCAGCAACGGCAGGUUCAAAAGCGUGGAACACCGUGCAAUUACGAAUUCUACAUCCUCUCGAAUUUCAUUACCAACAUUUUAUGGUCCCUCUUUGGAUGCAUCAAUUGGGCCUGCCAAUGAAUUAGUGAGCAAAGAAAGCCCUGCAAUUUACAGGAGUUACACAUUUGGGGAGUUCUUUGACAGGUUUUUUAGCCAGGAACUCAAGGGGAAAACAGUCCUUGACCACUUCAAGUAUUGUGCAGAGUGA
Messenger RNA from Amborella trichopoda, 1050 nucleotides. RefSeq names its product protein DMR6-LIKE OXYGENASE 1-like. The record is from RefSeq and is a predicted model, not a curated record. NCBI's taxonomy places the organism in Eukaryota, Viridiplantae, Streptophyta, Magnoliopsida, Amborellales, Amborellaceae.